Molecule: messenger RNA, 1994 nt
Organism: Orcinus orca (killer whale)
Lineage: Eukaryota; Metazoa; Chordata; Mammalia; Artiodactyla; Delphinidae
Gene: NT5DC4
Product: 5'-nucleotidase domain containing 4
Molecular function (GO): 5'-nucleotidase activity
Source: RefSeq, a predicted model, not a curated record
AUGGGCAGCUACCAGCUCCCAGCUCCCAGCGUGGCUGAGUAUAACCCCACGCUGUUCAGUCACGCCCAGGAGAGGGCUGGGAGUUGUCUUUCCCCUUCCAGGAUUUUUGUCAACCGCGGCCUGGAGCUGGGGAAGAUUUGUUGCCUUGGCUUCGACAUGGACUGCACUCCGGCAGCCUACAAGUCCCCGGCCUAUGAGACGCUGUCCUUCGAGUUGCUGCUGGAGCGCCUGGUGUGCGUCGGGUACCCACACAAGAUCCUGCGCUGCACCUACGACCCUGCCUUCCCCGCCAGGCUGGUGUUUGACGCGCCCUGUGGAAACCUGCUGAAGGUGGACACCCGCGGGAAUGGGCUGCUGGGCACCCACGGCUUCUCCUUCCUCCCAGAGGCCGAGAUCUGGAGUUUCUACCCCAGUAAGUUCAUUCAGAGGGAUGAGCUGCAGGAGCGGUCCCACACCCUCAUCACGCUCUUCAACCUGCCUGAAACCUGUCUCUACCUCUGCCUGGUGGGCUUCUUCUCUGGCCGCUCCCGCUACAUCCACUGUGACACCGGUUAUCAGCAUGGGAACCUCUUCAUCUUCCAGGAUGUGACGGAUGCCAUGGAUAACGUCCACCAUUCGCUCUGCUCCCUCCCACGGGGCUGUCUCAAGGAAAGGACCCCAGAAGACUUGGAGAAAUACAUGGAGAAGGAUGCGGGAAUCCCCAUCCUGCGGGGCAAGAGGAAGGAGGUAGGGAAGGUGUUCCUGGCUACCGGCAGCUACAACUACACCGACGCCAUCCGGAGCUACCUGUUUGGCGCUGGUGAGGCUGAGCACUUGUGUCUGCACCUGCCCACCCCCUGCAGGCCCUGGAGGUCCUACUUCGACCUGAUCGUGGUGGACACGCAGAAGCCCUGCUUCUUUGCGGAGGGAACGGUGCUGAGACAGCUCAGGACGGACAUGGGUAAGCUCUGCGUGGGCACCAGCACGGGGCCCCAUCAGCACUGUGCCGUCUACUCUGGAGGGUCGUCAGACGCAGUGUGCAAGCUGCUCGGGGUGCGGGGGAAGGACAUCCUGGACGUCGGGGACCACAUCUUUGGGGACAUCCUCAAGUCCAAGGAGCGGCAGGGCUGGCGGACUUGCCUGGUGGUUCCUGAGCUGUCCCGGGAGCUGGACAUCUAGGCCUGAGAGGAGGAGCGAAUGGAGGAGCUGAAGAGGCUGGACAUGCAACUGGCGGACCUGUACCAGCACAUGGAUGGCAGCAGUUCCGGGCUGCCACUCAUCAGCUCCACCAAGAGGGAGAUUCGGAUGCCCCAUGAGUCAGCAGCAGAGCCAGAAUGGGCCAGUCUGGGUCCUGCCGCCCACCUCCUCUCCUGCAGCCAGAGGAAGGCUGAGGGCAAAGAGAGAGGCAAGGACCAGGAGGGCUGCACGGAGGCAGACUGAAUCCAGGACACAGGCCGGCAUCACGGUCGUCUUCCACUUGAAAUAUUUUUCAGAUAACGGGAAAAAUAUGGAAGAGAGAAAAAGCAACCAUAUUGAAGUCUCCUAAAUGUAACAGAUUUGGAGCCCAAGAGCACUUCUUUUAGGUAGGAGGAAGGUGUCUUGCUCUCAUCCUGGAAGGCAACCCUCCCUGGCCUCUGGGCCAUUUGUGUGUAACAAGUGGAAUUAUUUUGCCCAGUUCCCCUGAGUGUAUCAUUUCACAUCCAAUUUUAUUUUUAUCCAUUUCUUUUUAAAAAUAGUAUUUACGGGACUUCCCUGGCGGUCCAGUGGUUAAGACUCCACACUUCCAAUGCAGGGGGUGUGGGUUCGAUCCCUUGUCGGGGAGCUAUGAUCCCACAUGCCUUGCGGCCAAAAAACCAAAACAUAAAAUAGUAGCAAUAGUGUAACAAAUUCAAUAAAGACUUAAAAAAAAAAGGUCCACAUCAAAAAAUAAAUAAAAAUAAUAUUUCUGUGCACUUUUGAUUCCGUUACUAGUAACAAUAAUACCUAAUCGGCUAUAGAUGACCUCAUUAAUGUUC